GCGGUAUAGCGCAAACUCUGGCGCAUUACCAUCAUAUCAAUCGGCAAGGCGCGCGAGCGCACGGUUCACGGGGUCAGCAAUGCCGCGCGGAAGCCGGCGCUCAGUCGAAGCAGUCGUAGGGCGACGCGACGACCGUAGCCUGACGCUCGCGGCACUGAGGUUUAUUGGCUACUACGAUUGGUCAACCAAAAGAAAGACUUUCAUCACAGUAACAAUGUCUUUUACGGCGUUCCUCUUGCUGACUACGGUUGCAGUGGUUGUGGCAACUGACACUUACUUCGACACCAGUGGAAGGAAUUUGUAUCAGUUGAACGUGCUCUCGGAGUACGAGUUGGAGCGAUACGCUUUUCCACCAAUUUUGCCAUCAUCGGAAUCCGAAGUUGACAAGUACACUGAUCCGGGAAAAGAGACUGUGCUGUACAGAAUAUCGUCGGGACCAAAAUCACCAAAGAAGCCGGGAAAGAAGCCCGUUUUCAUAGAGAAUGGUAUUCUCUGCGAUAACGAUCCCUGCGAAGUGAACAAGCCAAAAAUCGCUGUCGCUUACAUUCUGGUGGAUCGAGGUUACGAUGUAUGGCUGGGCAUAGGCAACAGCAGCAUCACCGAGAGUCCGAUAUCGAGCGAGGAAAAUGAAAGGAAAAGAUUGGAGCGCGUUGCUCAAUACAUUCUCGCCUCAACCCAAGCCGAAGAGCUGACAGUAAUGGGACACUUUAACGGCUCAGUACAAUUUUUCGGUAUGACAGCCCCGCCAAUUAUCACCCAGAAAAAGCCACAGCACAAAUUUUCUAGAUGGCUGGAACUAAUACCAGGUGUAAAGACUAUCAAAUCUUUGUACAAAAAGGGGACAGGUUUUCUCACAAAUUUUUUUGCAGGAAGCUACAACAAUGUUGUCGAAAAAUUUGACAAUAUAGGUCGUAAAGUCAAUUUCAUCGUCGAUGAUUCGAAUGUUCGUGAUCUGAAGAGAACAGUAAUGAAUGCCUGGGGAUUUAUGAUGAACAUGGUCCUACCAACUUUGUCGAUAAAAAAUUUUUCUGAAAUGAUGGAUCAUCCCGACGUUUUUCUAGAUACUGCUCAACUAAUACGGAAGUACGGCUAUCAAGCCGAAUCCCACCAAGUAGAAACGGAGGAUGGUUAUCUGUUGACGGUACACAGGAUACCGGGUAACGAGACGCAUCCUGAUCCAGAUGGCAAACCAGUCGUUCUGCUGCAGCACGGAGUUUUGGGAAGCUCCGCGGAUUGGGUGAUGCUCGGUCCUAACCAAUCGCUGGCCUACAUACUAUCAGACGCCGGCUACGACGUGUGGUUGGGCAAUUCCCGAGGCAACACGUAUUCCAAGGCCCACGUGAACAUGUCGUCGAGCGACUCGAAGUUUUGGGAAUUCUCGUGGCACGAGAUGGGCAUCUUCGAUCUUCCGGGUACCAUCGACCAUAUCAUCAGCUCGACAAAUUGCAAGAAAAUGCACUACGUGGGACACUCCCAGGCAACCAGUGUCUUCUUUGUCAUGAUGUCAGAGAAGCCGCAUUACAACGAAAAGAUCGCCAAAGCCGCGCUCUUCGCUCCCGUCGCCUAUACGACGCACUCGAGGAGUCCCAUUAUUGGUGUAUUUUCGAGGAUAUCGACACCUCUUUACUACUUGAUUAGAGUCUUCGGGGUGAAUGACUUCUUACCAACGAACGCUCUUUUAACCAAAAUUGGCAGAGAAGCUUGCGAGGCUCGCUCGCCCUAUCAGGUGGUCUGUAGCAAUGUAUUGUUCAUGAUUACCGGUUAUGAUGCGUCCUUACUUAACAAGACUACCAUACCCAUUAUACUUGGACAUUCGCCGGCCGGAAGUUCUAUCAAACAAUUUUUCCACUAUGCCCAGGGUUACAAUUCUAAAAAAUUUCGUCAGUUCGAUUAUGGUUCAAAAGAAAUAAAUUCCAUGUUUUACAAUCAAACUGUCCCACCCGAGUACAAGUUGGCCAAUGUCAAAGUUCCUACAGCCAUUUACUACGCGCAAAAUGACUUAUUGACAGACUGCCAGGAUGUCGAGGAAGUUGCCAGACAGCUACCAAACGUCGACGUGAUGUACAAAGUUCCAGACGAACAUUUCAAUCACAUUGGCUUCGUAUUCGCGAUCGACGCCGCAAAACUCAUCUACCAGCCCCUCAUAAGUUACCUGAAAAAUUACACUAUAACUUAAAGUAGACGUGACAAUACGACAUGGGAACAUGAAGAAAUUUUUUUUUGUGGAAAUAUCUACUUCGGUUUUUCUCUACCUAGUCAUCGACUUUUCAUGAUUUUCUAGUGUGUGUGUAAAUAUUUAUCGUGUACCUAGUGCAGCGGUUGCAGCUUAUAUAAUACGUUGUUGCUAUGCAGGUUUUUUGUAGCUUGUACACGGUCGUAUUAUCGAUAUAACGACCGUAUACCUACACGUGGAGUGUACAUCUAUGAAAAUAUGCUAAAUUUAUACUAUACGAAAAAUAUCGUUACAUUUUUAUCAAAACUCGCCAAGUAAAUGCUUGUAUAUUUAUUUUUACACUUACUUUCAAUAAAAUUAUUUGUUGUACUUUAAAAUGUUUGGCUUACAUUGCGUUAUUGUUUAUUGUUUAAAAAUUCCAAAUUAACAUGUGUGGCCUGGUAUCGAAAUAACUACUAGAUGCAAAUGCCGCUUUAAUAAUAAUUAUUUAUCAUAAAGCACUUCAUUUCAGAAUGGUUAUAAUUUAAAUUUACCAAGUAUUUUGAUAUUAGCUCGUUUUUGGCCUGUAUUUGUAUUUUUCUCAAAGUUAUGAUAAUAGUAAUAAUGAUAAUAAUAAAAAAUAAAAAUAA
Copidosoma floridanum is the source of this 2802-nucleotide messenger RNA. Its product is annotated as lipase 3. Gene Ontology annotation, biological process: lipid metabolic process. NCBI's taxonomy places the organism in Eukaryota, Metazoa, Arthropoda, Insecta, Hymenoptera, Encyrtidae. The record is from RefSeq and is a predicted model, not a curated record.